CUGCGCCUCUAUGCAACUUCAAAACGACAUCGUCCUCAGAUAACAUCAAUCACCCUGCUCGAAUACAAGAAUGGCCAUGUAACGACUGAAGAACAAAUUUCUCAUAGUCCUCUUGCGAAAAAUCCUCAGCGUUACGUUUCUCCAUUAGGGUUUGAAGUUGAAAUUGACAUAAAUGUGUCUGAUGGAAAGGUUCGGCUCACCACUAGCAAGGAUAUAAACGAUCGAACUACCUUUACACCACCGCCCCUUAAAAGAUCAGCACCUUCGUUUCCAUUUAAAGAUCAUCAGUUCACCGAAUGGUGCGUUAGAAAACCUCCAAA
Racocetra fulgida is the source of this 320-nucleotide messenger RNA. NCBI's taxonomy places the organism in Eukaryota, Fungi, Glomeromycota, Glomeromycetes, Diversisporales, Gigasporaceae. The record is from the annotation of a GenBank genome assembly.